GUUCAAAAUCGUCGCCAUGGCCGCUGUUCAUCUAUAUCUAUAGACCCCUUUCACACAGGCAAUUCCUGUUGCGGCAAUUCUUAGUUUUAUAGGAGAGGGGGCGACGAGGAGAGGAGAAUCGCGCCGAGUCUGCUGUGUUCGAGCAACACGCUUUGUGUUCUUAUUCGUAACAGUUCGCUGCUACGUAACAGUGCUGCAUUUGCGCACAUUUUGAAAUUAAUGUAUACAAUAUAUUUGAAAAUUUGAAUUUAAUCAUUUAAUUUUGUAUGUAAUUUGCAAAUACAUAUAGAAAUAUGCAUAAUAUAAUUAAAAUGUGUUAGAAAAUUGCGAAUAACGAUUAUUAUUAGUUAAUAAAAUAUAUUUUUUUGCUUGGAAACGAUGCGUACAAGAAGUUGAGAAAAUUAUAUGAAAGAGAAUGACAGAAAAACACGAACAGAGUUGUCGAACAAGAAUUGCUCGUGUGAACGCAAGGGGCGACAGCAAAAGAGAAUCGCCCGAGAAUUAACAACAGAAGUUGCCUGUGUGAAAGUGGACUUACUAAUUAUAUAAAUUCGCUCAUAUGAAAAAUGUUUGUAAAGGCUAAUCUCCUAAAGUUCUGAAGCGAUUUUUAUAAUUUUUUUUUUUAAAUAAAGCAUUUACUCUAGGCUCGCGAGUGGCAUACUUAUUUUUUUAAUUUUCCGAAAUCAAAUCCUUUUUCUUUCGGGUUGAAGUUUUUGAAAAACCAAAAAUAUUGCAAGCGUAAGGUUUUUCGUUCACCACACGCAGUCUACUGCGAAGCGCGUUUGUGUGUGUACGGGUGCCCUUUAUCGUUUGCGGCACGCACUCUCUCUCUUCCAUCUCUGCACAUCUUUUCCAGCAUAACGUAAUGAAGUAAAGUACAUACAUAUGUAUGCACUCUCUCUCUUCCAUCUCACGCAUCUUUUACUACAUAACUUAUUGAAGUAAAGUACAAAGCAAAAAAGUUUGCAUAUAUAAAUGAUCGCAGAACAAGUGAAAUAACGCUAAACAGCACAAUCAAAUGCUCGCAUAAAUUGCCGUAUGUAUGCAUUUACUUAUUUUACAGCAACGCACCGUUUAUAGUUUAAUGGCAUCCUGCGACGCUAGGUAUACGUUUACCUCUGCCAGCAUUGGUAGCUAUGGAGGACAAAGUGACGGAGGUGUCUUUCAGCAAUCUAAAUUUGGUAAAGCGCUCUUGGAAAACAAAUUGCCACUACCACCAAGAGCUCCAUUAUUAAAUGAAUCCUCAACAGAUUUUCCACAUUUUUUUGUGGCCGACGCAGCGUUUCCGUUGAAGGAAAACUUAAUGCGACCUUACUCCGGUGCACAGCUGCCACGAAACAAAGCAAUUUUCAAUUACCGGUUAUCGCGAGCUCGUAGAGUUAUCGAGUUAUCGCUCGAUGGCGUGUUCUACGAAAGGUCAUAGACUUUAGCGCAAAGAACUGCGAAACAAUUGUGUUAACCUGCUUGGUUCUUCACAAUUUUGUAAUGUUGAAUGACCAUGAUCGUUGGUAUUGUCCAGAUACAUUUGUAGACACAGACACCGCAGACCAUGGAAUAUUGGAGGGAGAAUGGCGUGAAGAUUUAGAGAGUGUUGGAGGUGCAUUACAUUCAAUAAGUUCAACUCGACGCAAUGCAUCUUGUAUCGCAUUCCGUGUAAGGGAUUUUUUGGCAGAAUAUUUUAUUAACCAGGGAGCAGUUUCAUUUCAAGAAGAUCGUAUUUAGUGUAUAUUUAUUUUAUUUAUAUUUAUAUUUAUUUAUAUCGUAUUUAAUGUGUAAAAUUGUAAUCCAAGUAUGAAGUACUAUACUUUUUGUUACGUUAACUUUUUUAUGAUAUUUUAUUAAACCAUAUGUUUACAUGACUUAGUAACAUAUUUUUCCGCGCUUUGUAUGUGUGUGGUGAAUCUUAGUAACCCUCAUUAAUUUUAUUAAACUUGUAACAAACCAAUUGUAUUUCAUCAAAGAGAAUUUCCAUUUAAUAAUAAGAAUUUCCAUUUAGUAAACGUUUUACAAAUA
This is a messenger RNA of Zeugodacus cucurbitae (melon fly), 2013 nucleotides long. RefSeq lists its product as uncharacterized. The transcript has 3 exons. NCBI's taxonomy places the organism in Eukaryota, Metazoa, Arthropoda, Insecta, Diptera, Tephritidae. Bases 1043 to 1423 code for a protein of 126 amino acids. The record is from RefSeq and is a predicted model, not a curated record.